AUGAUCUCUCAACACGUUUUCAGCGUGCUGGUUGCGCUACCGUUCCUGGUGGUGCUGAAGUACUUGGCACGGUUGGUGCCGUAUGAAAAGCAGGUAAGUUUUAAGUUUUUUAAAUUUGAAUUUGAUUUUUAAAAAACUUGUAAACAAGGUAGUAAGUGCAUCUAAGGGUCUAAGGGCUUACAAAUCUUCGCUAGGCCAAGAAUUUCUUUGUAAACCCGAGGUCCCGAUCUUUAGGCUUAUAUGUGCUGAAACAAGAAAGAAUGUAUUUUUUACAGUAAAAUACAUGCUGUACUGUUACAAAUUAAAAAAUUUUUUUCAUUUAGAAGUUUUUAUAAGGAUUCAACUUUGAGCGGUACGUAUUUUACAUUUUCAGGGCUUUUUUUGCGAUGACAAUGAGAUUCGAUUGCCAUACCGAGAAGAUACAAUUGGAACCAACACUAUGUUGGUUGUGUUUGGCAUUGUUGCUGUUAUUUUAGUAAGUUAACACUUCUGAAAUAUUGUGCUUUGUAAAAUACGGCAUUGUCAUUCUUCUGUGACAAAUUUUUAAAAUAAAAAAUUUUUAAAAAAUAGAUGUUUGAUGCCCAAAAUACUCGUAUUUUACCAUAGCCAAUAAUGUUUUAAAUUUAAAAAAAUAAUUUUUCAAAUUUACAGAUGACGAUAUCAGAGUACUCAUUGGUAAAGCAUUUGUCAAAGAAAGGAAAACGAAUUGUGACGGAAAACAACAAAGUCCAUCCUGUUAUAUUGACAAUUUUGUUUUUCUUAAGUAAGUUUGUUUACUUAAUUUUUCGAGAGCUUGAGCUUUAGCCUCAGCCUGACCUUGAGCCCAAGCUUGAGCUUGAGCCUGCGCUUGAGCUUAAAACUGAGCUUGGGGUUGAGCUUGAGAUUGAGCUUCACCUUGAGCCUAAGCCAGAAUCUAAGCUUGAAUCUGAGCCUGCGCCUAAGCCUGAGCCUGAGCCUGAGCCUGAGCCUGAGCCUGAGCCUGAGCCUGAGCCUGAGCCUGAGCCUGAGCCUGAGCUUGAGCCUGAGCUUGAGCUUACGCUUCAGGUUGAGCGUGAGCGUGAGCUUGAGCCUUAAUCGUAGCCUUUUCUUUUGCUUCAGUCUUAGCCUUACAUUUAAUCAACCCUUAAUUUUAUAGUCCUAGUUAAAUCAUGCUUUAACUUUGUAUAAAUUUUCUUACAAGCUCAACUUUGUGAUCCCAACUAUAUUCCGGCGUAUUUUACUCAACACAAAAAAUAUUUUUCAAUUUUUUCAGUAUGCAUUAUAACCAACGUGUUCUGCAUUCAAACAACCGUUGGUUUUUCCAAACGUACCGUUUCAAAACUACGACCAAAUUUCAUCGCCGUCUGUCAGCCAGAUUUGGUGAAGUUGUGUAGUAAUGAGAAUGCUCAUAAAUUCAUCAAUGAUUACAAAUGCUAUGGUGAAUUUCGGGAAGAUGAAUAUUACAGUUUUCCUAGUGGACACUCGGCUCAUGCUGUCAAUUUUGGCGUCUUUAUGAUUGUAGGUUUGACAUUUUUUUGAGCUAUGAUGUAUGUUAAUUUAGGAGGAGGGGGAAGAGAAAUAUUUUUCUUUAUUUUAAAAAAGUUUGAUUUAAAUAAAUUAAAAAAAAAUUUUUUGUCGUUUUUUCCCGUUGAAUGUAAUGCAAAUUGAAGACUUUUUCAAUCUUUUCAAAUUGCAUGGAAGAGAUAGAAGCAUCGUAUUUUACAAAAAAAAUCGUUUUUUCAAGUUAAAAAUUUCAGUUCUACCUCCAACGUCGCUACAAAUUUCGUGAGCCAAGUCGUGCCUUCCUCCAGCUAGGCCUCUUCUUCAUAACCGUAUUCAUCUGCCUGAGUCGAGUACGUGACAAUAAGCAUAGAUUGUCGGAUGUAAUGGGUGGUGCUGCUGUUGGUGCACUAUUCGCCUGGUUCUUCUUACGACAUGUCCUAUAUGACUUUAGAUUGAACAGAUAUGAAACUGUGGACACGGAAAGGAUGGCUGAUAAGUACGAAGGGUACCACAAGACUGGGUAUGAGGCUGUGUGA
Messenger RNA from Bursaphelenchus okinawaensis, 2018 nucleotides. The record is from the annotation of a GenBank genome assembly. NCBI's taxonomy places the organism in Eukaryota, Metazoa, Nematoda, Chromadorea, Rhabditida, Aphelenchoididae.